AUGAAACGAUGUUAUUCUCUCAUAUGGAUAAGAAGAAGAAGAAGAACAACAACAACAACCCUUAAACAUUCAAACCGGUUUUAUGUAAAUAAGACUCCACGAGAAGAAACACUCAUAAUGGAAAAAUAUCAUUUACCCCUGCGGCGGGCCUUUCAUUUCAUUGAAGAAGGAAGAAAUCAUCAAGAACAUUUCGCCGAAUGUGAGGAAGACAUGCAGACAACUUCUUCUUCUUCUACUUCUUCUACUUCUACUAGUGAAAUGCAGAUACUUCAACGGGAUGCUGCCCGUUAUGCUGCUUAUCACUGUCAUCAUUUACUAAAUUCAUUUCGUGCAGAACGACAUCGAUGGACAAAAGUGAAUGAACUCUCAUUUGAAGACUUGACUCGAGUGAUAGAGUUUAUAUUCUUUGCAUCUCUUUUACUACAUCUUACAGCACUAUACGAAACAGCCGAUAAGUACUGUGAGUCAUUAAUUAAUCUUGUAUUUUCCUGUAGUGUAUUUAUUUCUAAAGAUGUUCAUAAACUCUACCAAUUGUAUGAUGAUAAUAGAAACUGUUCAAGUGUAGAAACUCCCUCUUUUCCCAAUGUUAAAUCAGAAGGUACAGAAAAGGACGAGCCUUGGGACUCUUUACAUUGGGCAGUCAUACAUUUUACACAUGGUAUCUCUAAAUGGGGUCUUUUAGAUCAUACAGAAUCAUUGUUUGAUAUGCGGAAAACGACUAUUCCUUGCUGUGCGAUGUUACGUACAUUUGCAAAGAUCACUCGUUCCAUUUUGAUGAUGAAUGAAAAGAUGAUGAUAUUAAAUAAAGAAGAAAUACGUUUUCUUUCAUAUAUAGCUACAAAAGAGGGAUCUAGCAGAUGGCUGGCAACGUCCCACAAUACGGUUUCCUUACCAUCAUCAUCAUCAUCUACUCAUAGAGAUCAUAAAGAGGGAAAUACAGAAGUUUCCAUCUGUUUUGCCCAACAACGUCGUUUACAACUUUUACCAUUACUAUGGAUGGCAUUACUUGCACGUCAUUCCGUUAAUCUUCACAAGAGGCAUCAACUUUAUCCAUCCCGACAUGCCUUGUUGCGGGCCUUAUUACUCUUCAGCAAAGAGGCAAAAGGAGAUAUGGUAUUAACAUUACUAGUUAGAUGUUUGUAUUUUCACCCUCCUGAUGUACGGGUAAGUUCUGUAGAGAUGGGUGUUCUCCUUGCUCAAAUGGAACGCCAUGAGGUUUUCUCUUCUUCCUUAUCAUUAUCAUCACAAUCAUCAUCAUCAUCAUCAUCAUGUGUGGAGUUAUUGCGUUUAUGGAUGAGGAUGGAAAAAGUUCAGGAAGAUGCACCAGAGGCGAAAAGCCGCCGAGCUGUAUAUAUUGCCUUCCGAAAUAUUCCACUCUGUGCUCUGCAGAUAGUGGGAGACCAUUACACAUCUACAGUUGACGGAGAGGCGUUUGUACAUGAACUGUUACUUCGCGCGUUACUGCAGUGGUCCUUUCGGGUUUCAGACAACACAUCAUUUAAAGGGGAAUUGGAGGAAUUGUUAUUAUCAGCACAACACAUGGUAUCACUUCUGGAGGGAAUUAAACUUCGGGAAUCAAUUAAUAAAAAAGAAGGAGCUUCUUUACUUGUUGUGGAAGCCAUACUUCGUGCCUUUGCAGUACGUGUGUCUGUUAUCUGCAGAAGAAAAUAUGCGUCUAGUGAGAAAUCACAGUUAACACUAUUGGAGUUUGAUAAGAUUCUGCAAUGUACAUUGCGGAAAGAGAGGAAUGGCUCAGAUACGGGUUCUGUGCCUUGUGUAUACGAAAAGAAUCGACAUCAAUGGUUAAAGAAUCUAUGA
Trypanosoma theileri is the source of this 1818-nucleotide messenger RNA. RefSeq lists its product as uncharacterized. The transcript has a single exon. NCBI's taxonomy places the organism in Eukaryota, Euglenozoa, Kinetoplastea, Trypanosomatida, Trypanosomatidae. The record is from RefSeq and is a predicted model, not a curated record. The coding region runs from base 1 to 1818 and encodes 605 amino acids.